Molecule: messenger RNA, 1272 nt
Organism: Penicillium bovifimosum
Lineage: Eukaryota; Fungi; Ascomycota; Eurotiomycetes; Eurotiales; Aspergillaceae
Product: putative nucleoside hydrolase
Exons: 6
Coding region: 1-1272 (423 amino acids)
Biological process (GO): purine nucleoside catabolic process
Cellular component (GO): cytosol
Molecular function (GO): purine nucleosidase activity
Source: RefSeq, a predicted model, not a curated record
AUGGGAAAGAAGAUAAUAAUCGACACAGAUCCGGGCAUUGACGACAUCCUCGCCCUUUUGCUGGCCUUGUCCGCCAGCCCGGAGGAGGUCGAGGUUCUGCUCAUCUCAUUGACAUUCGGUAACAUUGAAGUGAAGAACUGUCUCCGCAAUGCCGUGUCAAUGUUCCACAUCAUCGAGCGGGAGAUGCAGUGGCGCCGCGAGAACGGCCGGCCCGAGGGCUUCGGCGCCCUGCGCGCUCAUCGCCCCAUCUUGGCUGUCGGUGCCGAAGACCCUCUGGAAGACCAGAAGCUCCUCGCCGAUUACUUCCAUGGAACGGACGGACUUGGUGGUAUCCAUGAAUCGCACCCGCACCUCACCGCUACAAAGGCCUGGGAUCACCUUUUCACCCCAACUGCAGAUUCCGAGGGAAUUGAGCCUGUUGCGGACUGCACAAGUCUCGACGACCACGAAUUCAUACCGUCAAAGCUUCCCGCCUACCAGGAGAUCCUCCGUGCUCUCCGUGACAAUGAGCCAGACUCCGUGACUUUGGUUGCAGUGGGCCCGCUCACUAAUUUGGCCUUAGCUGCGGCAGAAGAUCCCGAGACAUUCCUCCGCGUGAAAGAGGUGGUCGUCAUGGGCGGUGCUAUCAACACGCCAGGAAAUGUAACACCGAUGGGCGAAUUCAACGCCUAUGCCGACGCAGUGGCAGCCGCACGCGUCUUUGCACUCACCUCGCCGAACCCGCACACUACAGUCCCGCCUACAAAGGGCGACCGCCUCCCACCGUACCCCAAAAACCUGAGCCGGCAACUGACUUUGCGCCUUUUCCCACUGGACAUCACUCUCCGCCAUAAUAUCUCGCGCGGCCAGUUCCGGAAGGCAAUCACACCUCUUCUAGAGGGCGGUUCUCCGCUCGCCGAGUGGGUCGAUGCCUUCAUGGGGCACACAUUCAGGACCCUGGAGCGUCUGCACCCUGGUCAUGUUGGAGACGACGCAGAGCUUAGUUUGCACGAUCCCGUCUGUGUUUGGUACGCCAUCACCUCCGAUGACCCAAAGUGGGUUUACUCGGCGAAAUCACCCGAGGAUAUUCGCAUCGACACCCUGGGCCAGUGGACUCGCGGUAUGUGUGUCGUUGACCGUCGGAACCGUCACCGCAUCGAAGGAGAUGAUGAGAGCGCCAGUGACCAUGGUCUAUGGCUGAGUGGCCGUGCCGGUAAUCGCAUCUGGCGGAUGGAUGGAUCCCCGGCAGAGGAGACCUUCGGUGCAGUCAUUAUCGAUAGGCUCUUCAAGUAG